Carlito syrichta (Philippine tarsier) is the source of this 524-nucleotide messenger RNA. It is a transcript of the gene PCBD2, whose product is annotated as pterin-4 alpha-carbinolamine dehydratase 2. Gene Ontology annotation, biological process: tetrahydrobiopterin biosynthetic process. The record is from RefSeq and is a predicted model, not a curated record. The transcript has 4 exons. Gene Ontology annotation, molecular function: 4-alpha-hydroxytetrahydrobiopterin dehydratase activity. NCBI's taxonomy places the organism in Eukaryota, Metazoa, Chordata, Mammalia, Primates, Tarsiidae. The coding region runs from base 4 to 318 and encodes 104 amino acids.
GCCAUGGAGUCAUCAGAUGCUCACUGGUUGACAGCAGAGGAGAGGAAACAAGUCAUUCUUGAUCUUAAAGCAGCAGGAUGGUCGGAAUUAAGUGAGAGAGAUGCCAUCUAUAAAGAAUUCUCCUUCAAAAAUUUUAAUCAGGCAUUUGGCUUUAUGUCCCGAGUUGCCCUGCAAGCAGAGAAGAUGAAUCAUCACCCAGAAUGGUUCAAUGUGUACAACAAGGUCCAGAUCACUCUCACCUCACAUGACUGUGGUGGACUGACCAAAAGAGAUGUGAAACUGGCCAAGUUCAUUGAAAAAGCAGCUGCUUCUAUGUGAUUUCUUCCAAAAUGCGUGUAAAGUCUUAUAUAAAUCUUAGUUGCAAUGUAUUUUGAAGGCAGUUUGCAUGAAUAAAUUAAGUUAUUCUUAAAGGCAUCAUAUCCCGAGGCAGAAAUAAAAGAACAAAUUAAGUUGUAAAUUUAGCUUACCUUUAAAUACUACAUUUUGUAAAAUCAGUGCUUAAAUACAAAAUGAUUUAAACUUGA